CCUGAGGAGAGGAACCACCCCCACUCCCAAGCCUGCCGUCAGUCAAAGGGGUGGGGAAUGAAAUAGACAAAAACGCCAGCGGGGAGGGCACGCUCUCUAUCACAGCCCUGCCAAGGCUCCGUUUGGAGGGGGCCUCCCUCUUCUGGAUUCAUUUCAAGGCACUUUUUAAAAGUAUUUCCCUCGUUAGUUUAUAAUGAGGUGGUUUUUAACUUCUCCAGUCGAUAACAGCGGGCCACUGUCCUGACUCCACUCUGGCUGGGGAACUGGGCUAGAGGGGAUGUUUAGAGGGCUGCACGUUGCAUUGGGAGAGGUAGCUCUGUCCCAGGCUCUGCGCUCUCUCAACGAGCUUCUGUGGCUUUAAGGCGAGAUACAUUUUCCAGCCUGUGUCGCAGCAACUUUGUAUCAGUCAUGUCGCCCGCCCGUUGACUGAAACGGCUUUCGUCCAAUGAGAAACCCUCCAGAGCCCAAUAGAGCGUCUCUUCUCUUUCCCUCCGCCAGUGGAGGCAACCGAAGGGCGGGAUAUUAACUUGAACUUUAUCUGAGCAUGUGACAUGUUUUUAAAAGGACUUGGCACCUUUUUUUUUCCCCUUCGUCUGCCCUGCUCAGUGUCAUUGGGCGACGUAGCGAACUUCAGGUUAAGAGGGAAGCCAGCGGAUUUACCUGCUGGCGAAUAAUUAUUUCUUGUUCUAAUGUGAAACCAUCAGCAUUUUCUGGCCUAGAUGUUGGAUUUAGGUGGGUUACACUUUAAUGGAAAUGCGGACUGUAGCAACAGGUAGAGACAGACAGCGCAGGUGUCCGGGGGAAGCACUGGCAGUUCUUGUCCUCUUAUGGCUCGGUGUCGUUGUAUCCACUUUGCAAAGGAGUUAUGGAGACAAAAGGAUACUACAGUUACCCAGAAGGCUUAAACAUGGAGAAACGGUGGGGUCAAGUUUCUCAGUCUGUGGAGUAUUCUUCAGGUGCUGGAGAGCGGACUGAUGAGAGUAAUUAUAUGGAGAUUGUAAAUGUAAGCUGUAUAUCUGGUGCUUUUCCAAACAGCAGUGCUCAAGGAAACAGCAAAGAAAAACCUGAACUACUCCCUAGCCUGCAGCAAGAUAAUAAUCAGCCUGGUAUUUUAAACUCUGACAUAAAGAGUGAGUCAGACUCAAAGGAACUUUCAGCAACUGUUGCUGAAUCUAUGGGUUUAUACAUGGAUUCCAUACGAGAUGCUGAUUAUACCUACGAUCAGCAAAAUCAACAAGGGAGCAUAAGUCCUGGGAAGACUUAUCAAAAUGUUGAGCAGCUGGUAAAGUUCUAUAAGGAAAAUGGCCAUUGUGCCUCUCCCUUAAACAGUGCAAAUAGGCCCUUGAGAUCUUUGAUAUCAGACUCUGGAAGUUCUAUGAAUGGUGGUCUCAUGCGCACUAUUGUCAAAAGCCCUAUAAUGUGUCCUGAGAAAACUCCUUCUGGCAGUAGUCCUCAGAACAUGACUCCUUCAGUUUGUAGCCCAGCUGGCAUUAACUGUGUAUCCUCAACUACUUCUACUAAUUUUGUAAAUUUUCCAGUGCACAGCCCAGUCAGCCAGGGAACUCCUUUGUCAUGCUCACCUAACAUUGAAAACCGGAGCUCUAGAUUGCACAGUCCUGCACACGUUAGUAAUGUGGGAUCUCCUCUUUCUAGUCCUAUAAGUAGCAUGAAAUCACCAAUUUCAAGCCCUCCUAGUCACUGCAGUGUGAAAUCUCCAGUCUCAAGUCCUAAUAAUAUCACUAUGAGAUCCUCUGUUUCCAGUCCUGCAAAUAUGAACUCAAGGUGCUCUAUUGCCAGCCCUUCCAAUACAAAUAAUAGGUCCAGUCUUUCUAGUCCAGCUGUUAGCACUGUGGGAUCUUCUAUCUGUAGCCCAGUAAACAAUGCCCUAGGCUUCCCUGCUUCUGGAGCACCUGCUGGACCUAGCACAGGCCAAGAUACUAUUCCUAGUCCAGAAACAAAAGACAAAGGUGCUCAAGAAAUCACAUUUCCUAAAAUGGAGGAAAUGGAGAAUGCCAUCUCGAACAAUUGUGUAGCUGGUCAGAUGAAUCUUGUUCAGUUUAUAAAGCCUGACCCAGAUGGAGCAUUUGGUAGCUCAUGUAUUGGAGAAAAUAGUAAAAUCAACUCUGAUUCCCCAUUUUCAGUACCAGUAAAACAGGAAUCAGCUAAACAUUCUUGUUCUGGUGCCUCUUUUAAAGGGAAUCAAGCAGUAAAUCCAUUUCCAUUUAUGGAUGGUUCAUAUUUUUCUUUUAUGGACGACAAAGACUAUUAUUCUCUUUCUGGGAUUUUAGGACCACCUGUUUCAUCAUUUGAUGGCAAUUGUGAAGGUAGUGGGUUUCCAAAUCCAGGCCUACCUGUGGGUAUUAAACAGGAGCCUGAUGAUGGCAACUAUUAUCAAGAGAACAGUAUGCCAUCGUCUGCCAUUGUUGGUGUGAAUUCAGGUGGACAAUCAUUUCACUACAGGAUUGGAGCUCAAGGCACAAUAUCUUUAUCACGACCUGUUGCUAGAGAGCAGACUUUUCAGCAUGUGAGCUCAUUUCCUCCAGUCAGUACACUAGUUGAGACAUGGAAAUCACAUACUGACUUAGCGUCCAGAAGACAUGAUGGGUAUCCAGUUUUAGAAUACAUUCCAGAAAAUGUGUCAAGCUCCUCACUUAGAAGUGUAUCAACUGGAUCCUCAAGACCUUCCAAAGUAUGUCUCGUAUGUGGGGAUGAGGCAUCUGGAUGUCAUUAUGGGGUGGUUACCUGUGGCAGUUGCAAAGUUUUCUUCAAAAGAGCAGUGGAAGGUAAAUGUUCAUGGCAGCACAAUUACCUAUGUGCAGGAAGAAAUGACUGUAUUAUUGAUAAGAUUCGAAGGAAGAACUGCCCGGCUUGCCGAUUACAGAAGUGUCUACAAGCUGGAAUGAAUUUAGGAGCCCGAAAGUCCAAAAAGUUGGGAAAAUUGAAAGGGAUGCAUGAAGAACAGCAACAACAACAGCAGCAGCAGCAACAGCCACCACCCCAAAGCCCAGAGGAAGGGACUACAUAUAUUGCUCCAGUAAAAGAGCCAUCUGUAAACACAGCACUUGUUCCUCACCUGUCUGCUAUUUCACCAGCACUUGCUCCUUCACCCUCUAUGGUCCUUGAAAGCAUUGAGCCUGAAAUAGUGUAUGCAGGAUAUGAUAAUUCAAAACCAGAUACAGCGGAGCACCUGCUUUCCACUUUAAACCGCCUUGCUGGCAAGCAGAUGGUUCAGGUGGUAAAGUGGGCAAAGAUACUUCCAGGAUUUAGAAACUUGCCUCUAGAGGACCAAAUUACUCUAAUCCAGUACUCAUGGAUGUGUCUAUCAUCAUUUGCCUUGAGCUGGAGAUCAUACAAACAUACAAACAGCCAAUUCCUCUAUUUUGCUCCAGAUCUGGUCUUCAAUGAGGAGAGGAUGCGCCAGUCUGCAAUGUUUGAACUGUGCCAGGGGAUGCACCAGAUCAGCCUGCAGUUUGUUCGCUUGCAGAUUAGCUUUGAAGAAUAUACCAUAAUGAAAGUUUUGCUGCUGUUAAGCACAGUUCCCAAGGAUGGCCUCAAAAGCCAAGCUGCAUUUGAAGAAAUGAGGGCAAAUUACAUCAAAGAACUAAGGAAGAUGGUAACUAAAUGUCCAAGUAACUCUGGACAAAGCUGGCAACGAUUCUACCAAUUGACUAAGCUUCUGGACUCCAUGCACGAUCUUGUUAGUGACUUGUUAGAAUUCUGUUUCUACACCUUCCGAGAGUCUCAGGCACUGAAAGUGGAGUUUCCAGCCAUGCUGGUGGAAAUCAUCAGUGACCAGUUACCAAAGGUGGAGUCUGGAAAUGCCAAGCCCCUGUACUUUCACAGGAAGUGAUGGAAAAUGUCUUAAUAGAAGAACUUUGCCUUAAGUUUCCUUGUGUUAUUCCACACCCAUGAAGGACCCAAGAAACCACAUUUUAAACGUGCUAUUUACACUUGUUCAGCAGCCUCUGACUAGUCUAAAAUCAUGUGAAGGGUUUGGAAAACAUUUGAUCCGGAUUUGGCAAGACCUAGAUGUGUGAAAAUUACCCCCUUACUCCCAACACUUAGAAAAUGUUCCUGUUCCUCUGGAUGAAAAGCCAUAUCUAGUCAAUAACUCUUUGAUUUUGAUAUUUUAACAGAUGGAAGUUUUAAAUAUGCCAUGUAGUUUCUGGUAUUGUUUGCUUGUUUUAAAAGGGUUCAAGGACUAAUACAAACUUUUUAAAGCUUACCCCCUGGUUUGCACAUAAAACGUAAA
This is a messenger RNA of Chrysemys picta bellii (western painted turtle), 4252 nucleotides long. It is a transcript of the gene NR3C2, whose product is annotated as nuclear receptor subfamily 3 group C member 2. Gene Ontology annotation, cellular component: chromatin; nucleus. Gene Ontology annotation, molecular function: estrogen response element binding; zinc ion binding; nuclear receptor activity. Gene Ontology annotation, biological process: nuclear receptor-mediated steroid hormone signaling pathway; regulation of transcription by RNA polymerase II. Lineage: Eukaryota; Metazoa; Chordata; Testudines; Emydidae. The record is from RefSeq and is a predicted model, not a curated record.